AUGAAAUGUCAUGUACCUGGCGCGAACGUUAAAGUUUUAGGAAGGACUGUGCAUGCCUUAGCCAGAUUUGGAGAUGAGUUGUACCUCGAGUCACUUCCAGAUUGUAUACUUUUGAGAACACUAAAUGCAGCAGAAUCAGCUUACGCGAUGGUGAAGUUCAAUAAAAGUUUCUUUUCCUACUUCAAUUAUAAUUACUACUCCACUGAAGAUAACGAAGGGUUGAAGUGUAAAAUCUCAAUGAAAUCUGCUUUGAAUACAUUCAAGUCUCCAACACAUAUGGACAAACAAGUUGAGAAUUUGGAAAUAAAACUUGACCCAGAGUCAUGUAAACUUAUAUUUCAGUUGAAAUGUAAGCAUGGCAUAGUCAAGACACAUUAUAUAUCAAUACUAGACUGCAAAGCAAUGCAAGCUGUUUACACAAAGGACUUGGUACCAAAUAGAAUAACAUCACCCCAGAGAAUAUUGUCAGAAGCACUGGGCAACUUCCAGAGUUCCGAUGACCAGGUUACUCUUGAGGCUACUGCACAAUCACUAGUGCUACGGAACUAUCUGGAUACAAACAUAGACUUGCUGAAGAUCAUCAGAACCCAAAUAAGUCUCAAACCAGCAGAGUUUGAUAGUUACACCAUAGGGGAAGAGACUACUAUUACUUUUACACUAAAAGAGUUCAAGGCAUUACUGGCUUUUGCUGAAGCAUUAAAUUUACCUCUACAACUUCAUUUCGAAACUACUGGACGGCCAGCUGUCUUCAUUGUACAUAAUGGAACAACAUUUGAAGCACAUUUUGUGUUAGCUACGUCAAAGGCAGAUAAUGCUACUCAAGCAACAUCAACACAGAACACAACGAAAACAGAACGGACUAAACGUAAAGAUGCUAGUGCUCAGGAUUCAGCUAGGAAAAAGGCUCAUCUUGACACAGAUAUUUCUAAAUGCUUAGAAGAGGACUCACAUUUAUUUAAUUUUAUUGAUAUACCCGACGAAAAUGUUUUGACUGCCAAUAAAGGAGCCAGCAAUAGCAGCAUAAAUGGUGGUAAUGCAAAUCAUAUAGAAAAUAGUCGCCUAAAUGAUAUUAUGGACUGUGACAAUAUACCAGGGUCUCCAACAUCGAAAACAAUGAUAAAAUCAGUGUUCAAAAGGUGUUUUGAAAGUACAUUUGAUCCAAGAGCCAUACAAGGUGUAGUUUUGGCUGAAAACUCAGAUAGUGAAUGAAUCAUUUUAUGUAAUGGUUACAUACCUAUUUAAUUUAUUGAAUGUUAUGAAGUUUCAAGUGCCUAAUAAAGUUGUAAGAAAAAAUAUUAUUUAA
This is a messenger RNA of Ostrinia furnacalis (Asian corn borer), 1303 nucleotides long. RefSeq names its product cell cycle checkpoint control protein Rad9 (gene Rad9). Gene Ontology annotation, biological process: mitotic intra-S DNA damage checkpoint signaling; DNA replication checkpoint signaling; DNA repair. NCBI's taxonomy places the organism in Eukaryota, Metazoa, Arthropoda, Insecta, Lepidoptera, Crambidae. The transcript is spliced from 3 exons. The coding region runs from base 1 to 1209 and encodes 402 amino acids. Gene Ontology annotation, cellular component: checkpoint clamp complex. The record is from RefSeq and is a predicted model, not a curated record.